AUGGCAUCCCCAUUCUCAAUGCUAGGCAUGCUGAGCAAGGCUCGCCGUGCAGCCAGCAAACGAAUUUCAUCGACAGAUGACAAUAAUUCUGAUUCUCGAAGUAUCGCCAGCGUGUCCAAGGAGGACAAGAAGGCGAAGAAGCAAAGCUCCAAAAUCCUGCGCGCUUUGGAGGAGAAGUCGAAGGAAGGGGGAAAGGACACUCUCUUCCCAACCACGUCUUCUGGAUUGACGACCGUCGUCCCCGAGGCCACUACAACAUCACAACCAUUCUCCGGCAAGCCUGCUAGGACAGCUAGCGUCGGUACGGAUGAGCUGGGCUUCUCCGUUGUCCCACAGCAAGCCACAACCACCAUCCCAUCUGAGUCGACUUCUGUUGAUCCUUUCAACACCAUUACACCAUCGGGACCGAACUCCGUCGAGCCUUCCAGAACAGCAAGCGUCGGAACGGAGGAGCUGAGCUUCUCUGUCAUCCCACAGCCGACCACACGCACGACCACACCCUCUGAAUCACCCGCUAGAACAGCCAGCGUUGGAACAGAGGAAUUGGGCUUCUGCGUCGUCCCACAGCAGAUCACCACCACCACCAUCACACCCCCUAUCGAGCCCACCAGGCCUUCCAGCGUCAAAACAGACCAGUCAGACUUUUCGAUCGGGAAGGCACAAGACCAGGAGUGGACAGCCGUCAGUGGCGAUGUCGAGCCCUCAAACGCCUCUCAGCUUCUUCGCCCGACACUGGCGGCUGAGAUCCAAGAUCUUACGCGCGAGAAGGACGAUCUUGCAAUGCGCUUGAAGGCCGCAGAGGAAGCAGCAGCCAAGUCGCGGGCCGAGAGUGAAGAACGAAUUCAACACCUGCUUGACGGCAAUGCAGAGUUGAACGAAGGAAAUGCUUCAUUACUGAAGGAGGCCGAUCGACUGCUUGACGAGUCGAAGGAAGCGAGGGAGCGAGCUCGUGUCCUUGAGGAGGAUAAGGAGACGUUGGUGGCUGAGCUACGUUCCCUGAAGGCACGCCACGAUCUUCUCACGCAGGAGAAGGCGAAGCAGGACGAGGAGCUUCGGCUUGUCCAGGAAGAGACGGAGGACCUCGCAGCUGAGCUGCGAGCUCUGCGAGCGGAGAAGGAAGAGUUGAGGGACGAAGUGGAAGCUGAGAAACAGACAAGAGUUGCUCUGGAGGAGGAGAAAGCUGGUCUAGCAACGGAGAUACGGGAGCUCCAGGCUGAGAUCGAUACUAGGGACGAGGAGUUGGAGACGAAGUCCUCGAGAGUGAGUGACCUCGAAUGGGACUCCGCAGACAUGAAGGAACAGAUGGCGCAACUGCGCGAAGACCUACUUCGCACAAGUAGGAGGCUUGUAGAGGCGCGGAAUGGCGAGGCAGAGAAGACAACAGAGCUGACUAACCAAAUGCGACGACUGCAUGAUAGAUUCGGGUCGACAGAGCGACAGAAUCGGAUGUUGAAGGACCAGCUCCAAUCUCACCUGGACGAGCUGCAGAGUCGUCGAGCUGACGAUAGACAACCAUCCUCCUAUGCUGUAAACUCCGCCACCCGGCUAAAACACACGAGCGUCGUUACAGACGACGCGGUCCGCAUCGUCGCUUUGCUCAAUUCGGAGAUAUUCCAAGCGGCUGCUUGUUUAUCUGACAAAGACUUUGGUGAUAGGUCUGCCACGGUCGAGGGACACAACUUGGAAGUAGAGGCUCUCCGAGUAAAGGUGAAGGAGUAUCUGGGAGAUGACAUGGUAACGGUGCUUGAAUCAGUGUCGUCACAUAGGGAUGGACAAGAGUUCGACCCGUGGCCGCUUCAGAUUGCUUUCCAGGUGUGUUUAGCCUACUGCUGCAACCGCAUCAUCACGUCGUGGUAUCCGUGUCAUUGGGAAUAUGACGCCUUCUUGGAGACGCUGUAUUCGAGAAUUCAAGGAGUCGAAGAACCAAAAGCCGCUGAGAGAUGGCGGGCCAUUACCCGCGCCCGACUUGGCCCUUCGGAUAACAGAAAAACCCAGAUGAUAGAAUUCAUGUGCAGCUCUCUUCUCAACAUCCUAGUUCUGUCAGGUUGGUCGAAAGACUGCCCCUUGACGCGGAGUAUCAUGGAGUCCUUCGAGGAUAAACUUUCGAUCGUGGCAACGCUAGCUAUUCGCCUCCACGUCAUGCUCGGGGAGGAUAGAUCGCCUGAGCGACUGGAGACGCUCUUCAUACCACCAGGAACCGACUUUGACGAUGAGUUUAUGGACAACGAUUACGCUGAGGGGAAUGAGUCGGAUGAUGGAGAUGAGGUGGUCUGCACUUCCGAUAUUGGCCUGCGAAGAGUGACGAGAGACGGGAUAAACGUAAUCGUGAAACCCAAGGUCAUUGUACCUGCCGUUCUCGAGCAGAUGGGGCUUUAG
Messenger RNA from Laccaria bicolor S238N-H82, 2376 nucleotides. RefSeq names its product smc-domain containing protein. The transcript has 2 exons. The coding region runs from base 1 to 2376 and encodes 791 amino acids. Lineage: Eukaryota; Fungi; Basidiomycota; Agaricomycetes; Agaricales; Hydnangiaceae. The record is from RefSeq and is a predicted model, not a curated record.